Molecule: messenger RNA, 1188 nt
Organism: Vombatus ursinus (common wombat)
Lineage: Eukaryota; Metazoa; Chordata; Mammalia; Diprotodontia; Vombatidae
Gene: NAGK
Product: N-acetylglucosamine kinase
Exons: 10
Coding region: 57-1085 (342 amino acids)
Molecular function (GO): N-acetylglucosamine kinase activity
Source: RefSeq, a predicted model, not a curated record
CCGGGCGGUCGGGAGCCAGCGGCGAGGGUCGGCGCGCGGCGCAACGGAAGCCCCCCAUGGAGCUGUUCGGGGGCGUGGAGGGGGGGGCCACCCACUCCAAGGUCCUGCUGCUGAAUAAAAAAGGCAAGGUUGUAGCAGAAGCUGAUGGACCGAGCACCAACCAGUGGCUGAUUGGGCUGGAUGCAUGUGCAGAAAGGAUCAAUGGCAUGGUGAAUGAGGCCAAGAAGAAAGCUGGGGUCAAGCUCAAUGAACCGCUGCGCAGCCUGGGCCUGACCCUGAGUGGGGCGGAACAGAGCACUGCAGUGUCCUCCUUGACUGAGCGGUUGCAAAGCCUCUAUCCUGACCUGAGUGACAGUUACUUCAUCUCUACGGAUGCAGCGGGGUCCAUUGCCACAGCCACAGCCAAAGGUGGAGUGGUGCUCAUUUCCGGGACAGGCUCCAACUGCAAACUAAUCAACCCAAAUGGCUCUGAGCAAGGAUGUGGUGGCUGGGGACACAUCAUGGGUGAUGAAGGCUCUGCCUACUGGAUGGCACAUCUGGCAGUGAAGACAGUUUUUGACACCAUGGACAACCUGGAGGUGUCUCCACAUAAGAUAGACUACGUCAAAAAAGCCAUGUUUGACUACUUUCAGGAGUCUGACCGAAUGGGACUCCUCAACCACAUCUAUAGAAACUUCGAUAAAUCCAAGUUUGCCGGAUUUUGCCAGAAAAUUGCAGAAGGUGCUUAUCAGGGUGACCCCCUCUGCUGCCAUAUUUUCAGGAAGGCUGGAGAAGUGUUGGCCAAACAUAUACUGGCUGUGUUGCCCAAGAUCCACCCGACGCUUUUCCAGGGGCCAGGGGGCCUCCCCAUUGUGUGCGUGGGCUCUGUAUGGAAAAGCUGGGAGCUGCUGGAAGAAGCCUUUGUCUCCACCCUGGCCGAGGGAAAGAAGAUCCAGAAAGCCUUCUCCAGCUUCACCCUGUUCCAACUGAAGCAUUCCUCUGCCCUGGGGGGAGCCAGACUGGGGGCUCAGUUUAUUGGGGAGGUGCUUCCCCUGGACUAUGACAGCAAUGCAGAUAUUUUCUUUAAACACACCUUCUCUAGUUAGGGCUGGCCUUCCCACCUCAAGGCCAGUCAGUGCACAUUAGAUGCUGAAAAAUUGCAGUGCUUUUAUUACUCAAUAAAGAUAGCUAAAUUUUUUUAGUACUUUA